AUGGUCCAUGAAGAUUGUGACAGGGAAGAAAGGAUACCACAGCAGCUGGUCUGCUACAGAGCUGAAUGUGAGCCUGGGGGAUUGGAAUUGGAUGGAAAAAGGGAGAGUGAAGAUCUCCUAACUGAUUCCCUUGCAGAUGGGUUCCACGGAGAUCCUAAGGGAGCUGUUCUUUUAUUAAUUUUAUAAUAUUUCAUUGAAAGAGUGAACCAGAGUUCAGAAAAAUUCACAGUGACUGGAUUGACUAGGCCAGUCUUGACUACAUUGGGUAGAACUCUUGAACUCAGUUGUCAGUUGUCUCCACCACAACAUGCACAGCACAUGGAGAUUCGCUGGUUCAGGAACCAUUAUACGAAGCCAGUAUACCUGUACAGGGAUGGUAAAGACCUGCAUGAAGAAACUAUCUCCAAGUAUGUGGAGAGGACAGAACUCCUGAAAAAUGCCAUUGGAGAAGGAAAAGUGACCCUCAGAAUCUUUAAUGUGACUUUUGAUGAUGAUGGGCCAUACCACUGCAUCUUCAAAGAUGGUGAAUUCUAUGAAGAGCACAUCACAGAGGUCAAGGUCACAGUCACAAGCUCAGACAUACAGAUUCUUAUGCAUUCCCCUAAUACCAAAGGUGUGAUGUUGGAGUGUCAUUCGGGAGGUUGGUUCCCACAGCCUCAUAUGGAAUGGAGAGACAGCAAAGGAGAGGUCAUUCCAGCAACAUCAAAAUCCCAUUCACAGGAUGGAAACAAAUUGUUCAACAUGACAAUGGCCCUUUUUAUUAAAGCCAAUUCCUACAGGAAUGUCACUUGCUAUCUUCAAAACCAUCUAACUCACCAAGAAGAAAGUAUAAGUAUUGUCCUAUCAGGUGAACUGUUUUCAUGGAGAAGUAUUUGGAUAUGGAUUCUGAGUAUAAUAGCAUUUGUGCUGGUACCCUUCCUCUUUACUUCCUGUGUUCAGCAACAUCUCACGUGUGGUAAUGGGCAAUUUGAGGCUGAUCAAUCUGAGGGUGGCUGCUCUGUGAUAAAUAGUCCUUGGAAAAAGGGUGUAAUUGUUUUCAUGAUUUCAAUGAUUGCAAUUAUAGGAGUCAUUCUCAUUUUGCAUCUAAAACCAAGAGUCCCAGUUUCAGAUCCACAUUUUGAAUUGGACACUUUAUGGUUGGAAGAUAUUAGUGUGAUCCUCUAUGUGAUGAUAGUGUUCAUCAUCAUGCUUGUUUCAUUUAUUUACUUCAGAUUGCAAGGUAAAUAUGAUGGAAUGGUGGCAACUCAGAAGAUCUGGUUCAUGUGA
Peromyscus eremicus (cactus mouse) is the source of this 1266-nucleotide messenger RNA. Its product is annotated as selection and upkeep of intraepithelial T-cells protein 2-like. The transcript is spliced from 8 exons. The record is from RefSeq and is a predicted model, not a curated record. Lineage: Eukaryota; Metazoa; Chordata; Mammalia; Rodentia; Cricetidae. Gene Ontology annotation, molecular function: signaling receptor binding. Gene Ontology annotation, cellular component: external side of plasma membrane. Gene Ontology annotation, biological process: regulation of cytokine production; T cell receptor signaling pathway.